Ictalurus punctatus (channel catfish) is the source of this 1057-nucleotide messenger RNA. It is a transcript of the gene taf10, whose product is annotated as TAF10 RNA polymerase II, TATA box binding protein (TBP)-associated factor. The record is from RefSeq and is a predicted model, not a curated record. Gene Ontology annotation, cellular component: nucleus; SAGA complex; transcription factor TFIID complex. The coding region runs from base 234 to 800 and encodes 188 amino acids. Gene Ontology annotation, molecular function: RNA polymerase II general transcription initiation factor activity; promoter-specific chromatin binding. Lineage: Eukaryota; Metazoa; Chordata; Actinopteri; Siluriformes; Ictaluridae. The transcript is spliced from 5 exons. Gene Ontology annotation, biological process: transcription initiation at RNA polymerase II promoter.
GCUGCUGACGUCACACAACUUCCUGGGGGGAAAAAAAAGACUCGAACAAAACAGAUAGGAGGGAUAGAUACAACAGGGAAGUUUUGUUUUACGUGAAAGGUUAGACUUUAUAUUAUUUACUGAAAAAAAUCGCGCGUGGAACGAAAUAUCCAGUUAUUUAGGCGUAAUUUGUUUGUUCGGUGUUGUGGAAGCGCCGCGGUUCAGAGAGUUGUGUGAAUCCCUGCGCUGAUAACAUGAAUGUCGAUGCUGCACAGGCGGCGCCGAGCGGAGCAGCGAGCACAAACUCCUCAACCCCGAGCAGCAGCAAUUGUGUCCCUAACAGCAACUCCGCCGCUAAUGUCAGCAGUUUACCUCCAACUGGCAGCACUAAUGUUCCAACCUCAGCUGCCAUGGCAACACCAUCAUCAGACUCUGUGUCCAACGGGCUGUACGUGCCCACGGGAUUAGCUAACGGUGACGUGAAGCCUGUCAUCUCAAGCACACCAUUGGCUGAUUUCCUGAUGCAGCUGGAAGACUACACCCCCACAAUCCCAGACGCGGUCACAGGAUAUUAUCUCAAUCGAGCAGGAUUUGAAGCAUCAGAUCCGAGGAUAAUCCGUCUGAUCUCAUUGGCGGCUCAGAAGUUUGUCUCGGACAUCGCUAACGAUGCACUUCAGCACUGUAAAAUGAAGGGCACUGCAUCUGGAAGCUCCCGAAGCAAGACAAAGCAGGAUAAGAAGUACACACUGACGAUGGAGGACCUGACUCCGGCUUUAUCCGAGUAUGGCAUCAACGUUAAAAAACCCUACUACUUCACGUAAAAAACUAACAUCCUGUAACAAACUGCUGAAAGUAACAUGGCUCCAUAAAUAGGUGUCCACACUGUAGAGACCUGACUUUUUAACAGCGAAAACCUUUGGUCCAUGUGACACAGAGAAGGCUGUAGGUGUGUGUUUUUUUUUCCUUUUCAUUUAUUUAGCAAUUUAUUUUAAGUUUUUGUUUUUGCUUAACUAUGGAUGUAAUUCAUUACAUAUUUGUAAUAUUUGAUUAAUGGAAAUAAACAGAAAUGUAUCACUUA